AUGGGAGAAGAUUUAUUCAGGAAAGCCCAUGAUGGACUGACUUUGCUUUGUAUUGGCAAGUUAGACCAAAUGAAGGCCAUGACUGAAGCACAUGAAGGAAUUUGUGGAGCCCAUCAAGCUGAAGCAGUACCUCUGAAAGUGGUAACACAGACUCAAGUCAUUGGAUUCUUAAAAAAGAAUAUAAUUCACAAGUUUGGUUUACCCCAGUUCAUAACUGUUAAUCCAGGCACAAUGUUCAAUGGGGAUGAGAUUAAAGGGUUUGCCACAGAAUAUGGCAUUCAAAUAUUAAAUUCCUCACCCUAUUAUGCCCAGGCAAAUGGGCAGGCUGAGGCAACAAACAAGAUUGUAAAAAACACUUUAGAAAUGAUGAUUGAAGACAAUCCUAGGGAUUGGCAUAACCUCCUAUCAGAAGUACUUUGGGCUUAUAGAAAUUCAAAAAGAAACAACACAAGAAUAACUCCAUAUGAGUUGGUGUAUGGGCAUGAUACUGGGUUGCCUUUAGAAGUAAUAGUGAGAUCCAAUUGA
Camellia sinensis is the source of this 525-nucleotide messenger RNA. Lineage: Eukaryota; Viridiplantae; Streptophyta; Magnoliopsida; Ericales; Theaceae. The record is from RefSeq and is a predicted model, not a curated record.